AUGACUGAAACCGCGCCAUUCUCUGCAGAAAGCUACUUUGCGACGCAACCAGCCCCUUCAUCCCUUUCGCAGGACAUUUCUGGCGUCAAAGACUUCAUAACCCGACAGGUCGAAGCAAAACGCAAUGUUGUGCUGGUUACGAGUGGCGGAACAACGGUGCCGCUGGAAUUGAACGUCGUGCGCUUCUUGGAUAACUUCAGUGCUGGGACUAGAGGCGCGACUUCGGCCGAGUACUUCCUCAAAGCUGACUAUGCGGUCAUCUUCAUGCACCGCCAAUUCAGUCUGCAACCCUUUAGCCGACACUAUUCCCAUUCGACCAAUCCCUUUCUCGACUUCCUCGCUGUUGAAGACGAGACGGCAUGCAUUACCAGCGACACAAGGAAGGAUGAGCAACUUUUGUCUGUGUUGUCCGCCUACAAAAGUGUGCAAGUAGCUGGAACUCUCCACACGCUCACAUUUGUUACGGUGAACGACUACCUCUGGCUACUGCGUGCUGUGUCGCAGGAAAUGUCAAUCCUCGGGCGACGGGCGAUGUACUACCUGGCGGCUGCGGUCAGCGACUUUUUCUUACCAAGACAGAAGAUGGCAGAGCACAAGAUCCAGUCAGGCAAAGGUAGUCUGCACAUUGAGAUGGACCAAGUCCCCAAGAUUCUCAAACCCAUGGUGGAAGAAUGGACGAGGGAUGGGUAUAUUGUGUCUUUCAAGCUGGAAACCGAUGACCAUCUGUUAAUUCCGAAAGCACGCGCGGCCCUCAGUCGAUACGGCCACCAAGUUGUCAUCGGCAACGAGUUACAUUCCCGCAAGUAUCAAGUUGUGUUUGUGGAGCAGAAGAGGAAGCCGUUACCACCCUUGCCACCAGGUGUCGAGGAAAAUGCUUCCUCAGACCAUGCCGCAGCGGUAGACGCCCCACUCCCACCGUCUCCUCCUCCCAAGCACAUAGUUGGAGAAUCGGAGCAUGAUCAUCAGGAGAGUAUGACCUUUGUCGAAUCAUGGCUACGGAUCGCAGAAGACGCUGUUGGAAAAGAGAUAGAAGAGGACAUCGUGACGGAGCUUUUACGGAGGCACGAAGCGUGGAUUGAAGAAGAAUUGAACACGGAAUAG
Messenger RNA from Mycena indigotica, 1101 nucleotides. RefSeq names its product Phosphopantothenate--cysteine ligase CAB2. Gene Ontology annotation, cellular component: cytoplasm; nucleus. Gene Ontology annotation, biological process: coenzyme A biosynthetic process. The transcript is spliced from 6 exons. The record is from RefSeq and is a predicted model, not a curated record. The coding region runs from base 1 to 1101 and encodes 366 amino acids. Gene Ontology annotation, molecular function: phosphopantothenate--cysteine ligase activity. NCBI's taxonomy places the organism in Eukaryota, Fungi, Basidiomycota, Agaricomycetes, Agaricales, Mycenaceae.